AUGGGCAGUGUCACCCCCACCAACAUCGAGGACCUCGAUGCCCUCACCUACCAGCUGGACCGCACCAAUGUGUUCCACUCAUGGAGCGCCCAGGCCUCGCUCAACCCUCUCACUCUGGCCGGCGCCUCGGGCUGCGAGGUAUGGGACCACAGCGGCAAGCGCUACCUGGACUUCUCCAGCCAGCUGAUCAACACCAACAUCGGCCACACCCACCCCAAAGUCGUGGCCGCCAUCAAGAAGCAGGCCGACAUUCUCCCCACCGUAGCCCCUGCACACGCCAACCUGGCCCGCGGCAGAGCGGCCGAGCUCAUUCUCAAGCACGCCAACGCCUUCUCCUCCUCCGGCGCCAGGUCCUUUGAUAAGGUCUUCUUCACCAACGGCGGCGCGGACGCGAACGAGAAUGCCAUCCGCAUGGCCAGGCUGACCACAGGGCGGGACACGGUGCUCUCGGCAUACCGGAGCUACCACGGCUCGACUGGCUCAGCCAUCGUGGCCACGGGUGACUUUAGGCGUGUGGAGAACCAGUAUGCGCGCGGCCACACGCAUUUCUUUGGCCCCUUUCCCUACAGGUCCGAGUUCUGGUCGAGCUCACCCGAGGAGGAGACGGAGAGGGCCCUGCACCACCUUCGCAGGGUGAUCGAGUGCGAGGGUCCGGCAUCCAUUGCAGCCAUCAUCCUGGAGACGAUCCCCGGCACGGCGGGCGUGAUUGUGCCGCCUUCUGGGUGGCUCGCGGGCGUGCGAAGGCUGUGUGAUGAGUUUGGGGCUGUUCUCAUCUGUGACGAGGUCAUGGCUGGCUUUGGGCGCACCGGAGACUGGUUUGCGUGGCAGAAUCAAGAGGUGAACCCAGAGCGGGUGAGGCCUGACCUCAUCAGCUUUGCCAAGGGCGUGAAUGGGGGUUAUGUUCCUGCGGGCGGCGUCAUCCUGUCGGAAGCCAUCUCUCGGGCGUUUGACCAGAGGUUCUACCCGGGCGGGCUCACGUACUCGGGCCACCCGCUCGCCAUGGCCGCCAUUGUCGCAACGCUGGAGGCGUACGAGGAGGACCGCAUCCUGGAACACGCAACAGACAUCGGCAGAGAUGUGCUGGGGCCCGGGCUGCGGAAGCUGGGCGAGAAGCAUCGGAUCGUGGGAGAAGUGCGAGGGCUGGGUGUGUUUUGGGCGCUGGACCUGGUCUCGGAUCCUGCAACCAAGAAACCCGUGGCGCCCAGUGUCGUCGGCAAGGUCAAGAACGAGUGUGUGAAGCGAGGCUUGUUGCCGUUUGUGGUCGACAACAGACUGCACGUCACGCCGCCGUGUGUCGUCACCAAGGACGAGGUCGAGAGAGCACUGGGCAUUUACGACGAGGUCCUGACGGCGGUGGAGGCUGAGUUGUUGUAA
This is a messenger RNA of Cryphonectria parasitica EP155, 1374 nucleotides long. RefSeq names its product aminotransferase class-III protein. Gene Ontology annotation, cellular component: cytosol. Lineage: Eukaryota; Fungi; Ascomycota; Sordariomycetes; Diaporthales; Cryphonectriaceae. The coding region runs from base 1 to 1374 and encodes 457 amino acids. Gene Ontology annotation, molecular function: pyridoxal phosphate binding; transaminase activity. The transcript has a single exon. The record is from RefSeq and is a predicted model, not a curated record.